This is a messenger RNA of Pochonia chlamydosporia 170, 909 nucleotides long. RefSeq names its product extracellular tungstate binding protein. Lineage: Eukaryota; Fungi; Ascomycota; Sordariomycetes; Hypocreales; Clavicipitaceae. The coding region runs from base 1 to 909 and encodes 302 amino acids. The transcript has 3 exons. The record is from RefSeq and is a predicted model, not a curated record.
AUGAAGAACCUGUUCAUCGUUGGCUUCGCAGCCUUGUGCUCAGCCAUCGAACCCACGACAAUAUAUGAUGGAGGUUUUGGCAAUAAAACAGGUUCCAAGGUUGAAUUGCGAAUCGGCAAUGGAGGCGCCGGACAAAGCGGUCUCAUCAAAGCUUUGGCAGAUGCCUUCAUCAAGGACACCGUCUCCAACGGCUCCUCUCACUUCAAAGUCGCCUGGUACACCUCCGACACCACCUAUUCCAUCAAGUACCUAUCAACCGGCGACCUCGACGUCGGAAUCACUUACACGCCGUCCGCGGAAAAGAUUGCCAUCAACCAAGGCAUCGCCCUCUCCCCAACCUACUAUGCCUUCCGCGACCACUUCCUCCUCGUUGGGCCCAAGGAGAAUCCCGCCAACCUAUCCAAAUCAGAUGAUAUCCAGACCAUGUUUUCCAAAAUAUUCGACGCCGCAGAGAACAAGGGUACAAAACCGCCAGUACGCUUCUUGAGCAGAUAUGACAAGUCAGCCACAAAUAUCAAGGAGAGUCUCCUCUGGGCCGGCAUUGGACAGGUUCCCUGGGCGACAGCCUAUUCGACAUGGUAUCACCAAUACAUCGCGUUUCCCAUCCAGGCCCUCACAGCCGCCAUCCUCCUCCAAGAAUACACCAUCAGCGACCGUGGAACUAUGCUGUCGCUGGACGCUAAACUUAGAAACGAGACGGUCAUUUACAAAGCCGGCACUGACAACGCAGACGAUCCGCUCCUGAAUCCAGCACAUCUUUUAAUCGGCAAGAAGGCGCCGAAUCCCAAGAUGGCUCUGGCCUUUGCCAAGUGGUUGGUCAGUACAAAGGGUCAAAAUGUGAUCAAAAACUUCAAGAAGGGUGGCCAGGUGCUAUACAGCGUUGCCCCAGCCUCCAAUUCAACGGCAUAA